This is a messenger RNA of Anastrepha ludens (Mexican fruit fly), 3469 nucleotides long. RefSeq names its product hydroxymethylglutaryl-CoA synthase 1. The coding region runs from base 336 to 1718 and encodes 460 amino acids. Gene Ontology annotation, molecular function: hydroxymethylglutaryl-CoA synthase activity. The transcript has 3 exons. The record is from RefSeq and is a predicted model, not a curated record. Gene Ontology annotation, biological process: acetyl-CoA metabolic process. NCBI's taxonomy places the organism in Eukaryota, Metazoa, Arthropoda, Insecta, Diptera, Tephritidae.
UGUCUUCAAGUUGUAUUUCUUCAGUCUCUGGAUUUUACUUGUAGUCUUUCACUCCACGCUAAGCUGUACACUCCGUCUCGUUGCUCAUUAUUUUGGCACUUUUUGUAAAACAACAAAGUUAACAUAUAUUCAGCGCUGGCAGAUAGACUAUUCAGUUAUACAGAUUGUGUGUUAAAUUGUUAAAGAAUUCGUCGUGCAAACAGGUGAAAGUUCCCAACUUUGAUCGAAUCGCAUUACUUACCAGUCAUUAAUCACUAGUCAAGAGUAGACGCUCCUACCACUGCACACUACUCCAAUUUUCUCAUUUUGCAAUCAGCUACAACUCCAUUUCAGAAAUGUGGCCCGAAAAUGUUGGUAUACGCGCCAUCGAGGUGCUCUUUCCCUCCCAGUAUGUGGACCAAACAGAGUUGGAACAAUUUGAUGGCGCUUCAGCUGGUAAAUAUACCAUCGGUUUGGGUCAGACCAAAAUGGGCUUUUGCUCGGAUCGCGAAGAUGUCAACUCACUGUGUCUCACUGUUGUCACGCGCCUGCUAGAGCGACAUCAAAUCAAGCCGCAAGAAAUUGGACGUCUUGAAGUUGGCACAGAAACCAUAGUCGAUAAAUCGAAAUCCGUGAAAUCAGUGCUGAUGCAGCUAUUUGCCGACUCGGGCAACACAGAUAUCGAGGGCAUCGACACAACGAACGCUUGCUACGGCGGCACCGCUGCGCUCUUCAACUCAAUCAACUGGAUAGAAUCUUCCAGUUGGGAUGGUCGUUAUGCUCUAGCCGUUUGUGCAGAUAUCGCUGUGUAUGCAAAGGGUGCUGCACGUCCUACUGGUGGCGCCGGCGCCAUUGCCAUGUUGGUGGGAACCAAUGCGCCGCUCGUUUUCGAACGUGGUUUGCGUGCCACACAUAUGGAGCACGCCUACGACUUUUACAAACCUGAUUUAAGUUCCGAGUAUCCCGUAGUAGACGGUAAAUUGUCGAUACAAUGCUAUCUCUCCGCGCUGGACACGUGCUAUCAGUUGUAUCGUAAGAAGUUCGCAAAGAAGUAUCCAAAUGCGACGGAAGUUGGUUUGGACAACUUCGAUGCGCUACUCUUCCACACGCCCUUCUGCAAAUUGGUACAAAAAUCAGUAGCACGUGCAGUCUUCAAUGACUUCUUACUAUGCAGCGCCGAUAAGCGCGCACUGAAAUAUCCCGGUUUGGAGCGUUUCAACGAAGCCACGCUGGCUAGUACCUACUUCGAUCGUGACGUCGAAAAGACAUUUAUGACACAAUUCGCCCAUGUUUUCGAAGCAAAAACGCGCAAAUCACUGCUGCUCGCCACUGAGGUGGGCAAUAUGUACACACCAUCGGUUUACUCUGGUCUCGUUUCGUUGCUGGUCAACAACGCGCCUGAGCAACUGGUGGGCAAACGUAUUGGCGUCUUUUCCUAUGGCUCCGGCUUAGCCGCCUCAAUGUACUCAAUUUUGGUGACAAAAGAUGACAAAGUCUUCCAGCAAUUCGUAGCCAAAUUGGAUUACGUUUUGCCGCUGUUAAAUGCGCGCGAGAAAGUGGCACCUGAACUGUUCUCACAGCUAAUGGAAGUGCGUGAGAAAAACAAUCAUGCGGCGCCAUACACGCCGAGUGGUAGUGUGAGCGCGCUAUUUCCCGGCACCUAUUACCUCAAGGAAGUGGAUGACAAGCACCGACGCACUUACGAACGCACGCUUACCAUUGCGAAUGGAGUGCAUUAAUAGCAGGUUUAUAUGGAGGUGGAGGGUGAGUUGUAGGGAUUCCAAGCAUGGUCGUGGGUAUGGGUGCAAUGGCGCAUCCAAGCAGCAGGUGUGAGAAAUGGUGCUACAAUGUGUAUGUGGGAAACAUGCGCGCCAAAGGCAGUGCUUUAACUUAGCAUUAAUUAAGCGAUUUACACAUACACACAUACAUAUAUUUCAUUUAAGAAAUUCGAUGUGCAAUUGCAAUUAAGGUCAUGCAUACAUAUGUACGUUAUUUUAUAUUGAUAUUUACAAAAAUUUGACAAUAAUAAUUUAUUUACUAUAAUAUUGCAUACAUAUGCAGCGAAAUGCGUAUGAAGAUAUACAUGAAUGCGAUAAGCAAUUGCGCCAACUAAACGUUGCUAACUGAAAUGGCUUAACUAAAAACAAAAAAAAACAAAAGAAAAGAAAUAAAAGAAAACAAAAACAAUAGGGGCCGCGUGCCGGCGCACUCACAAAGACUUCAGCUAAUUUAAGUGAGUGCGGCAAGGAAGAAAUAAUCUAUGCAAACGAUUGAAUCAGCUUUUCCUUUGUACAGGCCUUAUUAUUUGACUGCAAUAGGAAUUGGUUUUGUUCUUAGCGUUCAUGUAAACAUACUAAGCACAUUUGUUUAAAAUUAAAUAUUCAAGCUUUUCACUGUUAAGUAGUUUAACCUUCCUUCGGCGCCCGCUUCAACCUGAUAAUAAAUCGAAUGUAAAUUUUAUAAAAAUGGAAAACAAGCAGAGAUAAAAACCCAGCAGUUGUGCUUACGCUUAACAGCGGAUAAAUGUCUUAUGUCAAGAACCAUUUAGCUUUACAUGUAUGUGAAAAUGUCAACGUAUUAAAUAUAUUUAAAAAAAUGUGUGGAGAAUCUAUAGAAAUAGGUUAAAGUGAAACCCUUAAACCAAGAGCAGGCAUAUUUAACUGGUCAUUUGUGAAUAUGUAACUUAUUACUAAAAUGCACAGAGGCUCUUACAGUAUUUUGUGCGAAAAAACUUUAUUUACAACGUCUGAUAGUCUGUAAUAAGAAAAUGCCAAAAAUAAAGGCUUUACAGCUAAUAUAAAAUUGCUCUUGUUAACAUUUUUUCUUUUUUCGUUUUUGCUACUCCCGUAAAAUAUCAGAAGUCGUAGGGCCUUUGUGCAUUUUGGCUACCAUAUAUAAUAUAUCUAAAAACAAACGAUUGUUUGAAACCUGUAAAUGACUAAUUUAUGAGACACUCGAACAAGCGAAACAGGUGAAUGCCUAAUCAAACGAACUUUGGAAAUUUUAUACCAAUUUUUUAUAAAUGCAUAUAAAGAAAUUGUAUGAUAAGAUUAAGAAAAAUCGUUUACGUACGGUUAGGCUGCUGAUCUAUGGCACUUUAAUAAAAUUAGUGCAACCCGCUCUAAUCUAAUGAAUGAUUUACUGUAUCUACCAAUUAACUGCUGACAAAUAUCAAUCAUUAAGGAAUCCAUUUAGUAUCAAAUUAUUAUAUGUAGCUAAAAAACCGAAAAUAAAUAAAUUUUGUAACUAAAUAACUAGGAAUAUGUAAUAAUUUUUAUUAUCACUAUCUAUGCAGCACAUAUAAUGAAAAAAAUAUUGCAUGCACCUAUAAGAGGCAUAUGGUUUUUAACGCUCAUUGUUCGUAAAUAUAGUGUGGGAAACUUGAUGGAAUUUUUAGUAUAAGUUGAAGAAAAAAAAUAAAUCAAACAAACAAAAGCAAAGGAAUUGUACUAAGAAAUAAAUGUUACAACAGUAAAAUCAAAAGUUAUAA